Messenger RNA from Conger conger (European conger), 3974 nucleotides. It is a transcript of the gene pex13, whose product is annotated as peroxisomal biogenesis factor 13. Gene Ontology annotation, molecular function: protein binding. Bases 431 to 1642 code for a protein of 403 amino acids. The transcript is spliced from 4 exons. Lineage: Eukaryota; Metazoa; Chordata; Actinopteri; Anguilliformes; Congridae. Gene Ontology annotation, biological process: protein import into peroxisome matrix, docking. Gene Ontology annotation, cellular component: peroxisomal importomer complex; peroxisome; peroxisomal membrane. The record is from RefSeq and is a predicted model, not a curated record.
ACAAAAUAAGAACUUAUGCAUCGAUUCGUUCUCAGUUAUGCUUAGUUACACAGUUUUGUGGGUCCGGUCGAGCCCCGUCAAGCUGAACAUAAUACGCCUUUUGUAGGAGAACAAUAUUUCUACAGACAGCAGAAUGGAACUAACAAAUUUGGUUGACUAAGUGAUAAGAUUUUUAAUAAUGAAGACUUACGAAUACACAAUUACUGUUAUGAUUGACUAUAUACGCAGAUGUAUUUUUUGGUUCCAUACGACUAAAACAAUAUAAGAAAACAUAAUUUGUAACUUUUAUUAUGAAAAUUAAUGUUACAGGAAGUAACCGCCUUCUUAUUGCGACUUAUUUCCUGUUCAGAGCCGUCCGAAGUUCGCGAUCCAUUCUAGGAUUAGGUGUGCUAGCAGUAAACAGUAUAGUUUUGUUGUGAUAUUUUGAAGGAUGGCGUCGCAGCCUCCUCCAAAGCCUUGGGAAAGACGGAUACCAGGCGCGAUUCCAGGACCAGCCAACUAUCAGUCCACGGAUCUGGGCCCGGCCCGAUUCUCCAGGCCGGGUCCCCCGGUGAUGACGCGGGUGGCGCCGCCCGUCCCGCCCCGGGCCGUGCAGCCGUCGGGCCUGUCGGCGUACCGGCCCGCGUACGGCUCGCUCUCCUCCCCCUACGGGGGGUACGGGGGCUCCCUGUACGGCGGCUACAGCCCGUACGGCGGGCUGGGCUACGGGCACUACCGCGCGGAGGAGCCGGCCCCCAGCCGCUUCGUGCGGCAGGCGGAGGAGAGCAGCCGCGGGGCCUUCCAGUCCAUCGAGAGCAUCGUGCACGCCUUCUCCUCCGUCAGCAUGAUGAUGGACGCCACCUUCUCCGCCGUGUACAACAGCUUCCGCGCCGUGCUGGACGUGGCCAACCACUUCUCCCGCCUCAGGCUGCACUUCACCAAGGUGUUCUCCGCCUUCGCGCUGGUGCGCACGCUGCGCUACCUGUACCGCCGGCUGCAGAGGAUCCUGGGACUGCGGAGGACCUCGGAGGCGGAGGACCUGUGGGCCGACAGCGCUGGCGCCGUGGCCGUGUCGGGGGGGGCGGGGGGGCUGGGGGGGGCGGCGGACCCCGCCGGGAACUCCGUCAAGUCCUGGCCCAUCUUCCUCUUCUUCACCGUCAUCCUCGGCGGGCCCUACCUCAUCUGGAAGCUGCUGAGCUCCACCGAGGGGGCAGAGGAGAUCACCACAAACUGGGCGAGUGGGGAGGACGAGCACGUGGUCGCCAGGGCGGAGUUCGACUUCACCGCCGCUUCUGAGGAGGAGAUCUCCGUGCGCGCGGGAGACAUGCUGAACCUGGCGCCCAAGGAGCAGCAGCCCAGGGUUCGAGGCUGGCUGCUGGCCAGCGCUGACGGGCAGAGCACGGGCCUCGUGCCCGCCAACUACGUGAAGGUCCUGGGGAAGAGGAGGGGCAGGAGGCAGGCGGAGCUGGAGUCCGCCGCGGUGCCGGAACAACCGCCGUCGUCACAGCAACCGCCGGGACCGCCCCCUCUCCGCGGCCCCGCCCGCCUCGGCCUUGGGGAGCAGGAGGAGGAGCAGGAGGAGGAGCUGGAGUCCGUGUUCAGGGAGGUCCCGGCGGGCCCCGCCCUGCCGCCCGCUGACACGGCCGACAGGAUGGACCUGUGAGGCCUUAUCGCUGCAGGGAGAGAGACUCUCCAGCCCCCCUGCCCGAAUGUCUCCUUCUCCUGUCAGCCCACCUGCCCCAAUGUCUCCUUCUGUCAGCCCACCUGCCCCAAUGUCUCCUUUUCCUGUCAGCCCACCUGUCCCAAUGUCUCCUUCUGUCAGCCCACCUGUCCGAAUGUCUCCUUCUCCUGUCAGCCCACCUGCCCGAAUGUCUCCUUUUCCUUUCUGUAUCGGGUGUGGGGGGGGAUGGACUGGCUCUACUUUAACCGUCUGUGGGGACAGGCGAAAAGCAGUCUGGGGUCUUCACAAAUCUGAUGUGAGUUGGGUUUUGGCUCAAUUGCCGAUUACUGUACUGGGCAUUUAAAGAAUGCGGGUGAAAUCUCGCCCCGCACGGAUGUUUGCUGAUUUGGUGGAGAAUGCGGGCAGUAUAACUCAGCAGCACGGAGUGACAUACUGCAUACUGCGUACUGCAUACUGCAUAGUGCACUGACACUUAAAGCUUUGUGUGGGUAGUAUGUACAUUUGUUUGACGAGUUCUUUAGUUCUUAUAAAUUUAUGUUCUUAAAAAAAAAAAAAAACUGUGGAAAAAGUGUCUGAAAGCAUCUUCAGUGUGAAAUGUAUGAUAACUGGGAACGCAGCGAAACUUCCACUGUCCUUAAUUACGCUUAUCCGAUAUAUUAUUAUAUUAUGUCUUGGAAAGUGGUCAAAAUCAGAAUAGUGAAGGAUGUUCAGCAGGAGUGUUUCUGUUUCUGGAUUUCAGACCAACUUCUGCUCUUAAAUGUAAUAAGCCCAAUCAUUUACAUGAUCUCUCAUUUAUAGCCACAUUCCGUGAUAUACACAGAAACAGCAGCUGAUACAUUUUCUUUUCUUGUUGCAUUUUGUUGUGGUCUAAUUCAUGGGUGAAUCGAUCAUGGUGCAUAUGGCUAAUUAGCUGACUGAGCCAUGGUAACUGGUGGCAGCAAAAUCCUGCAGACACUGCAGCCCUCCAGGACUGGAGUUAAACCUGCAGACACUGUGGCCCUGGAGUUGUCCAUCCCUGGUGUACAGAACAUGAAUGCUGCUGUAGAUGAAUAAAUACAUGAUGUACAGAUUUGAUGCAAAGCAGAAAUGAAGAGGAUGUUGUAUGCGCUGUGUGAACAUGCAUGUGGUAAAGUUAAAGGUACAAUAGGUCAUUUCUAACGGUCAAGAGAGGAAUAACAGCAACAAACAUGCUCAAACCACAACACUAUUUAUCCCUCCCCCUUUUCUGUAAAUGCACUGACGUUGAAACGCCAUUAGCUGUGGCAAUUAGAACCUAUGAGCUAGAAUUAUUGUACAGUUAUACAAUGUUUUGGUACAGUGUGUUGGGCGUCAACUGCCUAUUUUUAAACCUGAAUUUAAGGACUAUGAACACAGGCAGAGGGUGAGUGAACAUGUCAGUGAGCCUUUUUCAAUGAUAUUAAGGGAUUUACAAUGGUCUUGUAACAACGUUUUAACAAAAAUCUAACCUGUUGUACCUUUAAGUGUGAUUCGCUCAAAGCCAUAAGUCUGCUUCACAGGGCACUAAUGACUGUAGCUGUAGGUACAAUUAUCAGGUCAUUUUAACUUGAAAAGGGUCAGUAAGUGAUUGAAUAAAACCCUCUGGAAAGUGGUUUGAUGAACCAAGCACCCUCUAAAGGCUGUGUAUAGUAACUUCGAUAUGGCCAACCAUGCACGUUCCCUAAGUUUCAUUUUCUCCCUGAUCAAGGUGCCUUAAAUGGCCGUCUAUAACAUCGUUGUAAAGUUUAUCCUUCCAACAAUUGGUCUUGAUUUUGUCAUGUUAGUCACGGCAGCUGUGUCACCUGCUCUCCAUUAUUGAAGUUAUUCUGCUGUAAUAAGAGCCGAGUGACUUUGUUCAAAAUGGCUUCUUGUUGAGACGGUUUUGUGCUUCGAUGUCCAUAUCAGUUGAGCCAGUGUGGAUGUUCUGAAGGGUUUUGCACACGUCUGGAGAUCAGCUCGUUCAAAUGUUGAAAUGUUAAAGGCAAGUUGCAUGUGUCGACAUGAAAGAAAAUGCUGAUUUAAUUUGUAAAAAAAAACAAAACACAAAGAAAAAAAAAUUGCUUUGACUUAAUUUUUUUUUUAAUUGCUUGUCCCCUUUUUGUUGUAAGCUCUUUUAAAUCUGGGAAUUGGUUCACCUUUUGCAUAACAAUCUGUACUGAGAUACUGUAUCAAAACUGAUAAAAACCGACCUUAAAUGUCACAUUUGUCUAUCCGAAGUGGCCUGAUUUUGGAAGAUUAAUCAUACCAUGGUUAGUAAUGUAAAAUAGAAAAAUUAUACUCAUAAUUAUUUUGGCAAUAAAAAGGUUUGAAAACAAAA